Acytostelium subglobosum LB1 is the source of this 891-nucleotide messenger RNA. RefSeq lists its product as hypothetical. The transcript is spliced from 2 exons. The coding region runs from base 1 to 891 and encodes 296 amino acids. NCBI's taxonomy places the organism in Eukaryota, Evosea, Eumycetozoa, Acytosteliales, Acytosteliaceae. The record is from RefSeq and is a predicted model, not a curated record.
AUGCCUAUCGUAUUAGUACUCGGAGCAACUGGAAUUAUUGGCAAUGAAGUAGCCAGUCAAUUCAUCAGAAAGGGAUAUGAAGUAUUUGGUUUGGCCAGGACUGAGGAAAAGGCCAAUCAAUUGAGACGUGUUGAGAUCCAACCAAUCCUUGCCAAUGCCCAAGAGACGAACAAGUGGAUAGAUGUAGCCAAGAAGGCUGAUAUCAUCAUUGAGGCGAUUGCAGACUACUCAAACAAUGAUGUUCAGUUUGCUGUGUUCGAGGCUUUGUCAACUAUUGCCAAGGAACGCCCAUCAGUUGUGAUCAUCUACACUAAUGGUGUCUGGAUGUAUGGCAACAACAAUGGUCAGUUGAUCACAGAGAACCAACCAAUGAUCAAUAGCAACGUGAUCUUGGCACCACGCAUCGAACUGGGCAAGCAGUACUCAAAGUUGGGUGCAAUCACCAUCUUGCCCUCGCUCGUCUAUGGAGGAAGUGGAGCUCACAGUGGCGGCUACUUCAGAGCGAUUGAGACUGGCGAGAUCACAUUGUAUGGUGCUGGUCAGUACCAAACAUACAUCCACUACAUUGACAUUGCUGCAAUGUACAUUGCCGCUGCCGAGCGUGCCAAUGAGCUGCGCGGUGAGAUCUUCAUUGCCGGUGCCUACGUCGACAAGGUCGAGGACAUUGUUCAAGGCAUUGCCAAGGCUCUUGGCAAGACGGUCAAGGUUACUCACGUCCAGCCCGCCGACCCAUACCAAGAGUGUCUGGCACUCAACCAGCGUGCCUCCAAUGCCAAGGCACAGAUCAAGCUCAACUGGAGACCUACCCAGCUAUCACUUAUCGAUGGUGCCAAGAAGUAUUAUGAGGCCUGGAAGAUCUUGGCCCCAGCUGCAACCAACUACAAGUAUUAA